AUGACGUCGCAUCAGGAGACUUUGAAAGAAGCUUCUGAUUCUGACAUUAGGUAUAGUUUCAUAAAUACAUUAGACCAUUUUCCAAGUGAUAUAAUAAGAACGUUAUGGCUGAUUCAGUCUCUUGAUAUUAAAUUACAAAAAGAGAAAACAACGAAUCAAUUAAGAUUGACUAUAGUGGAGCAAUCAGAAUUUCUAAACAGUCUAAUAGACGAACAAAUAUCGAAACUUGAUGAACAGAAAAGAAAAUUGAAGUAUCAACAGAUAAUAAAAAAAAGGUAUUUCAAGCUUUAUAAGGAUUAUAAACCAAAGAGGUUAAAGAUUAAGAUUAAUUUAAGAGAGAAGAAAUUUCAAGAACUACAAAAGAGGAAAGAGGAUGAAAUCAGAAGGAAACAGGAAAUGAUUGAUUCCAACGUGGAACGAUAUUGUUUUUGUAAUGAUGUUUCAUAUGGUGAUAUGAUUGCUUGUGAUAACACGAAUUGUAAAAUUGAAUGGUUUCAUUACGGUUGUGUAGGUCUAAAGAAUGAACCCACGGGGAAAUGGUAUUGUAGUGAUACUUGCAAAUUGGAGGCGACCAAGAAAAAGAGUAAGAAAAAGGGAAAAUAG
Kazachstania africana CBS 2517 is the source of this 603-nucleotide messenger RNA. It is a transcript of the gene YNG1, whose product is annotated as Yng1p. Gene Ontology annotation, biological process: regulation of DNA-templated transcription. Gene Ontology annotation, cellular component: Rpd3L-Expanded complex; Rpd3L complex; nucleus. Lineage: Eukaryota; Fungi; Ascomycota; Saccharomycetes; Saccharomycetales; Saccharomycetaceae. Bases 1 to 603 code for a protein of 200 amino acids. The transcript has a single exon. The record is from RefSeq and is a predicted model, not a curated record.